Labrus bergylta (ballan wrasse) is the source of this 3704-nucleotide messenger RNA. RefSeq names its product transmembrane protein 178Bb (gene tmem178bb). Gene Ontology annotation, cellular component: membrane. The record is from RefSeq and is a predicted model, not a curated record. NCBI's taxonomy places the organism in Eukaryota, Metazoa, Chordata, Actinopteri, Labriformes, Labridae.
AGACAGGAUGUAGCCUGUGCGCUAACGCGGCUCUCGUGCAGACAGCACUGCUGCUGAUUGGCUCGUGCUCUGGCCUGCUCUGAAGCAGCUGCCGUCAUCCUUCAGACGUGCUGAGGAUGCUGACUGAGCUCCACUGGUCCCCUCUGCUGACGGACUGCGGCGAUCCGGGCACAUCAGGCCGGACGGAUUGCUGGGAGAUUCGGGUCUCUGAGAUGAGAUAAACGUCCUCUGCCUCCGCCGAGCUGCUGCAGCGCCGCGCCACGAGGAAAACACGGUGUCAUUAAGGGAUAUAACGUUUUCUUUCACCGGUGAGCUUCGUCACAGAAAAAAAAAAAAAAAGGUUUCAGAACGUCCUCCAGCUCCUCGGUUAUGGUCCCGGCGCGUCGCUCCGGCGGUGAUGUGAGCUGAGCUGGCGGGACGCCGCAGAGGAGCUGUCCGUCUGUCGAGGUGCUGAUGCGGCUGUGACAGAAGCGAGCAUGGCUGCCGGGAAGUUGCUGCUGUACGCCGGGCUCUCUCUGUCUCUGUGCGCCCUGGGCAUGCUGGCCGUGGCGAUGUGCUCCGACCACUGGUACGAGACCGACGCCAGGAGAUACCGGGACCGCUGCCGGAGCUUCUCCAGCCGCCGCAAGGACCCAGGAUUCAUCUACAUCCCCAACAACAGCCUGCCGCUGCGGGCCAGCCGGAGCAGCCCGCCCCGCUGGGAGGAGAAGCUGCUGCUGGCCCGGAACCGGCGGCAGCUGUUCGCCAUGAGCGCCGCGGAUGAGUGCAGCCGGCAGUACAACUCCACCAACAUGGGGCUGUGGAGGAGGUGCCACCGGCUGGGCUUCGACCAGGAGAUAGAGGACCUGAUCCGGAAAGGUUCCAUCGCACGGUGCUCCUACAUCAAGUAUCACUACUCCUCGGCUACGAUACCCAAAAACCUCUCGUACAACAUCACCAAGACGAUAAGGCAGGACGAGUGGCACUCCCUCCACUUGCGGAGGAUGACGGCGGGCUUCAUGGGCAUGGCGGUGGCCAUCAUCCUGUUCGGCUGGGUCAUCGGCGUGCUCGGCUGCUGCUGGGACCGAGGACUCAUGCAGUACGUGGCCGGACUCCUCUUCCUCAUGGGAGGAACUUUCUGCAUCAUCUCCCUCUGCACCUGCGUCGCCGGCAUCAACUUCGAGCUGUCCCGUUAUCCGCGGUACCUGUACGGUCUGCCCGACGACAUCGGCCACGGCUACGGCUGGUCCAUGUUCUGCGCCUGGGGCGGCCUCGGCCUCACCCUCAUCGCCGGCUUCUUCUGCACCCUGGCCCCCUCCGUCCAGCCGAUACCCCGAUCCACCUGCCCCAAGUCCCGACAGGAGAACGGCACCGUCUGCUAAAGACGACCGACUGAACCCCCAAAAUCAACAAACAGAAAAACUGUCCAACGUCUUCAUCCAUCCAAUCAUCUCCAGUCUCUCCUGGGUAUUUUUUUUAUCUGUGUGUGUGUUUAAAAAUGGCUGUCUUGAUGAUCUUGAAAAUAACAGAAAAAAACUGAAGAAAUAUUAUCGAACAUUUGAAGUUGUGCUUGUUUAGUUGUCGUGGACGCUGAAAUGGACCGUGACCGAGAAACCCUGCAGAGGAAACUCUCUGAGGACUUUGAAGGACUAAAUGGUGAACACGUGAAGAGGCUUCUAUAAACUCGUCUGCGGGGAGAAGCAGAACUCAGGAUUGGAGGGAAACUGUCGUUUGAUCGAUUAAAGAUCUUGAGGAGGUUUCUCCUAGACUCGCCUUGUGGAGCCUCCUGGUGGUCAAUUCAGAAAAAAGAGGACCAAACAUCAAACUCUGAACUCACUGGGUUGGAUUAUGCGUUGACUUUCACUUUGGUCCCUUGGAUGUUUUGGGGACAUCGUGGCGUUGAAGAGGUCAGGGACCAUCUCUCUUGUACAUUAUUGUACAGAAUAUUCCAGAGAAAAGACAACCAGGACCUGUCAUGUUGGACCAUUUUCAUUCCCGUGUAGAUGCAUUCCAAAUCGUCCAAUGAUCCCGUAUCUCCAUUUAGCAUUUUAUACAUUCACUCCUCUCUGAUUCAAAGUGUUUCCUUUUUACUGAACCCGUCACGUAGUGAACGAACUGUGGACGUUUCUUCAGAGCAAACGUUUUGUCUGUCUGAUUUUUUCCAUUCUAGUCAUAGAGAUAAAUGUGUGUGUGAGUGUGUAUGUGCGGGAGGUGUUUGUUUCGCAGUCUCUAUUGAAAAAAGUUGUAAAGAUGAAUCAUAGUGACAAAGCGGCGUCCUGCCUCGGGAAGAAGACGAUGAAGACGUAACGGAGACGUGGCGUUUCCUGAAUAAUGACUCCUUCGUCUGUUCUGGAGAUUCCCAGCAGACACGGCAGAUCAAGAGGAGUAUUUUUAAAGAAAGCAGAGACUCUGAGUUCUGCUGCUCGGAGCGACGUUUGAACCUCACCUGAUGAGAGUAAACUACAGAUUAGCUUCCUGGAGCUCCAUACCUCCUCCUAACAUACAUCUGUUUCUGUCGCUAACAGUGGAGCGCUAGCAGGUUUCUCUGUGAGCAGAACAGCAUCAAAGCUCAAGGUUCAAAAGGUUUCAGUCCAGAGAGACUGAAGAAGAAAAGUUUUGCUUCUGCAGGAAUCCUCGAGGCCUCUGCAAACAAUCAUGAGUCAGACAUCAGAACACACACCAACAGGAGGGUGAAUAUUUCUAUGCACAGUAGAGACGAGGAUCAAACCGCAAUAACUAGGGACCAAACACAGCAGGAAGUUAGCAAGAUGCUACAGGAAGUAACAAAUUACACAUCCACUAACGCCUCCACUUACGUAUGUGACUCCUGUCCGUAGAUCCGUUAAUAUACAGAUGAUGCCUCCUAGUGUCCGGCUCAAGGAAGUGCAUGUCUUUAGAAAUCUGAUCGAAGCUUCCUGGAGGAAAGGGGGAGGGGCUAAUUCUGUCCGUUUUAACACAUCGAUAAAACUGUAUACAAAGAAUAAGCAUAUGUUAUUACAUUAACAUUAAAACUGGAUAAAGACGUUAUUUUGAAUCACGCAAACUCUCUUUACGAUCAACGUCGACAACUGAAUCGAAGGAAAUAGCCUAUUAGCUCUUAGCAUAAUUUAGCUGUGCUAGCACACUGCCGUACCGUCUCCCUAAAAUUCACAGCAGAAGUUCAUGUUUUUCAACGUACUCGACGCACCCCCCCAGAUUUAAAUAUUACGGGGGGAGUUUCACUGACACAUCGGGUAUCAAUGACGUAGGAAUGAACAGACCUCCGGUUGACUUCACCCCCUACACACACGCGAGUGGAAAUGAGACGUAAAUCGUUAAAUAAUAAUAAUCUAUCCUGGAAGUGUCGAACCAAUCAGCACCAGUCUUUCAGACCAGUUGGGUGUGGUAGUUGUACAUGUGUGCAUCCACGGUUUACCUGCUUUAUGUCUUCAGCUGCGUCAGUCAGACGCUGCCGACUUCACUCAGAUUAUGUCUUCAGUUUAGAAAAGGUAUUAGAAACUAUUACAACAUAAACAUCCACAUAACUACAGUUUGGUAACGAAAAAUGUUGUCCAUGCUAAACGUAGGCCAGGUUUCAGCUGGAAACACGUUGGGGUAAUCCCAGGAUGAGUCAGAGGGCGCUAAAAGGCCUUUUUCUGUAAAUCAUGCCAUAGUUCCCCGAUAUGAAACCAAGAAUUUCACCAGAAGGCUUCAAGCCUCUACGUAAGCCGCUGAAACCUCUUACA